GCUGAUUAAGAUACUGCGCCUAGUUUUGAUCCCAUGAUAACUGUAUAAUGAUAUGGACUGAAAGGACUAGUGAUCUUUAAACUGCGCUCUGUUUCAGAACAAGGAAUAACACUUUUUUUGGAUUAUAAAAAACAUGGUUUAUCCAGGAUAAUUGGGACAUUUUGUUCCAGUCAUUUCGAUGUCAAAACUUUCCCAACUGACCUGAAUUCACUUCUAUCAAAUAAGAUUGAAAUUGAAAUUUCCAUGAAAAUCCUAGCUAUUUUUCUAAUUGGUGAACUGGUCAGGUUGUUUAAACUCUUAAAAAUAAAGAUGCUUCAUGAUGCCAUAGAAGAACCUUUUUUUCUAAAUGGUUCCAUAAAGAACCUUUAACAUCUGAAGAACCUUUCUGUAUGACAAAAGCUUCUUUGUGGUGUAAGAAGGUUCUUCAGAUUAUAAAAGGGUAAGAAAGAGAUGUUUCUUUAAAUAACCUUUGACUGAAUGGUUCUUUGUGGAACCAAAAAAUGGUGGUUCUAUGGCAUCGCUUGAAGAACCUUUUGAAGCGCUUUGAUUUUUAAUAGUGUAUCCUAAGAACAUAUCACAAAGUAAAUUAGAUAUCAAGGGCUGCUUCGAUAUAUAGUAAAAUAUAAGCUUUAUUAACACCGUUUCCACCUAUUCACAAGAACAAUAUAUUGGCUGGGCUGCAGUCCACCAUCCAAGGCCUUUACCCUUUAACCUUGACCCACAACCUGGUUGCCUCUUUUCUAGAUCAAGUCCACAAUUAGCAAUCCACUGUUCCUUUUGGCACUUAAGGUUUCUGGGAUAGCAUUGCAACCCCAAAGGUCUCUGAUUUGCCCUAACAAUCGUCAGUAUGAACGGCUUCAUCCUCGAGUCAGAAGUUUCCACGUCUAACCAUCGUGAGUGACUUGCUGAAUAGUUACUUCAGCCACCAGCCUGACGACGCAGCGCCCGUUUGAUUAGUCAGAAACGAAGGAUGAACUUCAAAAAGCUUGUCAGCUUCUCUUUGCUAAAAAAGACAAAUGGUCCAGGCUUUAACAGUUCGUCGCAACUUAAAUGAGUCUGAGAGAAAGAGGCUGGACGAUGUUAUGAACCAAGGGUUUGACCAAUCUGUCUAUGUGUUCUGUCCCAAGAUCAUUACGAGGUCUCAAUGGGGAGAUGGUGGUUCUCCCUUCUGUCUGUCUCUCCCUGUGCCGUACCUUUUAAUCCACCAAUAUCAACCCUCCAGGCCUUGCAACCAAUGUGCCAGUGACAUGCAGCGCUACAAGCAAACCAAUGGAUGGUCUGACAUGGGAUACAGCUUUGUUACAGGUUCUGAUGGAAACCUAUACGAAGGCCGUGGCUGGAAUUGGGUCGGAGCCCAUACUUAAGGGUACAACUCUAUAAGCUAUGGGUUCUGCUUCAUCUGUGAUUAUACCUCCACCCUUCCUGUCAAGAGUGUGAUGGACAUGGUGCGGUACGGCUUCCCAAGCUGCAAUAUAAACGGAGGACAACUGUCCUCAGAUUAAAACUUAUAUGGACAGAGGCAGAGCGAUGCCACAGAAUGCCCAGGAAACACCUUCUACCGGGAAAUCCAGAAAUGGGAGCAUUGGGAGGUAAAAAGAUAA
Messenger RNA from Carassius carassius (crucian carp), 1601 nucleotides. It is a transcript of the gene pglyrp6, whose product is annotated as peptidoglycan recognition protein 6. Lineage: Eukaryota; Metazoa; Chordata; Actinopteri; Cypriniformes; Cyprinidae. Gene Ontology annotation, molecular function: N-acetylmuramoyl-L-alanine amidase activity; zinc ion binding; peptidoglycan binding. Gene Ontology annotation, biological process: detection of bacterium; defense response to Gram-positive bacterium; peptidoglycan catabolic process. The record is from RefSeq and is a predicted model, not a curated record.